UGUUCAGGUAAUAAUGUCGUAAUUUCCUUUUCUCUUCUCAAUAGUUCAUAGCCCAUUCAUCUACAUUCUUAUACUAUAUUUCUUGAGGCUUUCAUGUAUUAUUUCUAUAUACCCGCUAAAGCUACUCGAUAUGAUAAGCCUUUUCCUUAUUUUCACAAUAGCCUCGUUCGCGCUUGCACGAUUCUCGAACCCCCCUCCUGGUCAAGUAACGUGGAAUAUCGGUGAGAUUCAAAAUAUCAGUUUCAAAACGGAUUUCGAAACAUUCUCCAUCGCUCUUUGGCAAGAGGGUCCUGACAGAAAUUCAGCAACUCUCGGACCUAUAGUCUUUCAGACUGUAAACAAUGCAGCGACUCAAUUUACCUGGCUUGUCCAGACGUACGACUUUGACUUGACCGUAUCGAGCGUAUUCUUUUUCUGGAUGUUCGACGGCGACCCUUCAUUUCAAGGGGACCAGUCGAGUCCUCAAAUAUCUUCGUCAUUCUUCAACAUAUCGAACGAAACCACGGUUAGCACUACAACACAGACAACGCCACCGAGCACCUCAGCCAGUCAACCACCACUAUCUUCUCUUACGGACAGUAACCCAAACGAGGCUGUCCGGAAAGAUUCCAACGAACUGAGUGCUGGGGCAAAGGCCGGAAUUGGAAUUUCUGUUAGCAUAAUAGGCCUGGCGAUAAUUACGUGCAUCGGGCUCUAUAUUAGGAAAUCGAAGAGGCAGAGUCAUCAUGUGGUUGAUGAGCCUGUCGGAAGUCCACAACCAAUUCCCCAAAAGGAAGCAUGGCAAAAUAAUAUGGUUGCGGAAAUGGAUGCCUUACAGAGGCCAAGCCAUGCCGAAUUACCUUGAGGGUGAAUGUUUUUUAAGGUAGCGUUGGCGUUGUCGAUUUAGGACUUAUCCGAAGCGAGUUGAACUGAGAUUUUAUUAGAAUAGAAGAGUUAAUUUUGGUACGAGAUAUGAAUCUUAUAACGCUUCGCAUUUUCCCAGCA
Molecule: messenger RNA, 984 nt
Organism: Daldinia vernicosa
Lineage: Eukaryota; Fungi; Ascomycota; Sordariomycetes; Xylariales; Hypoxylaceae
Exons: 2
Coding region: 131-844 (237 amino acids)
Source: RefSeq, a predicted model, not a curated record